Notechis scutatus (mainland tiger snake) is the source of this 2117-nucleotide messenger RNA. RefSeq names its product protein O-fucosyltransferase 3 (gene POFUT3). Lineage: Eukaryota; Metazoa; Chordata; Lepidosauria; Squamata; Elapidae. Gene Ontology annotation, molecular function: alpha-(1->3)-fucosyltransferase activity. Gene Ontology annotation, cellular component: Golgi membrane. The record is from RefSeq and is a predicted model, not a curated record.
CACGAACCCGGGAACGUCCUGUUUUGCAAAGUGGGAUUCGGGGAACUCUGGAAGGUGGAUCCCCGGGAUCUGCUUCUCCCAGACCCAGAUGAUCCUCCGUAGGGAGGUUGUUGGGAGAGGAGAGCCGCGAUCCGCUGCAGGCUUUACGGUCAACCUAAAGGAAGUAUAGGUACAAAUUGAAAGUUAAAAAAAAGCGCCUCGCAACAACCGGGAAGAAGAACGGAGACUUGGGUGCAUUCAUUUUAAGGAAUCCUUGACUGAGGAAACUACAGUAAUACAGGAUCAAGGAUGGACUCAGGUUUGAUGGCACUUCUUCUCCCGCCAGUGAUGACAAUGGAGAAGAACAAGGAUUUCUAGGGAAAACACAGGUGGACCACUUAUUGGGCAUGUUAAAGAUUCCUGAGGCCCCAAACACAUUGUGUGCCUGAUCGUAAGGCAUGAAAAGAAUUAAGAAGAAAAGAUUUUGGGCAUCUUGCUUCUGCUUUAUGGCUUUCUUUUUUCUCCUGACCACUUUCCAGGUGGUUGUGGAACUGGGCAGGUCUAAACAGUUGACCUCAAAAAACUCAGUUUCCCAAAAGAAUGCUUUCAGAGAAGAUGAGUUCCAGAAAUACCCUCCUCUGUUUUUCAAAAGGCCAAAACUUGACCACAGUGCAGGGAAAAAGUUGCACAGAGGCACAUAUCCUGUCUUGCUCUGGUGGUCUCCACUCACAGGAGAAUCUGGACGGCAGGCUCAGUGUGGUGAGGAUGUUUGCUUCUUUACCAUCAACAGGACUUACCAACACAAUCCUUUGACUAAAGCCUUUCUGUUUUACGGUACGGAUUUCAGCAUACACAGCUUACCUCUGCCCCGUGCAGGCUACCAUGACUGGGCUCUUUUUCACGAGGAGUCCCCCAAAAACAACUACAAGCUUUUCCAGCCUCCUGCCAUCACUUUGUUCAACCACACAGCCACUUUCAGCCGCCACUCACACCUUCCGCUUACCACCCAGUACCUUGAAAGUAUUGAGGCCUUGAGGUCCCUGAGGUACACAGUUUCUCUGCAAAAAAAGAACAGCUUGAGGAAGAGACUUGCGCCACUGGUCUAUGUACAAUCUGAUUGUGACCCUCCCUCUGACAGAGACAGCUACGUAAAGGAGCUGAUGGCACACAUCGAAAUUGAUUCCUACGGGGCUUGUUUGCAUAAUAGAGACCUUCCAGACCAUCUCCGAAAUCCAUCCUCCAUGGACAGCGAUAGUUUUUACAACAUACUCGCUCAGUAUAAAUUCGUCCUGGCUUUUGAGAAUUCCGUCUGUGGCGAUUAUAUCACUGAAAAACUCUGGAGGCCACUAAAGCUGGGAGUCGUGCCUGUUUAUUAUGGCGCUCCCACUAUUCAAGACUGGCUUCCAAGCAACAAGAGUGCCAUUCUCGUCACAGAUUUUCCACACCCGAAGGACUUGGCUCAGUAUAUCAAGGGUUUGGAUGCGGAUGACAAGGAAUAUGCGGCCUACCUUGAAUGGAAGUUGAAAGGUGACAUUUCCAACAGGCAACUGCUUGCUGUCAUCAAAGAACGCACAUGGGGAGUGCAGGAUAUCAUGAAAGACAACUACAUAGAUGCCUUUGAGUGCAUGGUGUGCACCAGGGUAUGGGAAAAUAUCAAGAGACAAGCAAAGGGAAUGCCACCAAGAAGAUGGAAGGCAGAAGCAAACCAUCUGAGCUGCCCAAGUCCUGAAGGAUUUGUCUUUUCUCCUCUCAGUGUGCAGAGAUCUGUUCUUCAGGACGUGUGGAAAUCAAGCUUUGAACAAUCUAAGAGAGAAGCUCGUGCACUGCAGCAUCUGGUAGAAAGGAACAGGAAUUUCACAGCCCUGGAAUUUUGGACUCUGGUUUUUAGAGACUAGUUUAAAAAACAAGGAGUAUUCACCUCAAGAUUGGGGGGGGGGGGGGGAACUGCCACCAGAAAAAGCUAGUAACAAAAUCCAGUGUUCAGAAUAAAGUAGGAAGCACUUUUAAACCCCUGAAUGUAUGAAAAUGUGUAUUUAGUAACUAUUUAUCAUGACCUAUUUGGUCAUCUUGUAACAUAUAUUUUUACUGCUAAUAUUGAGACAUGUUUUUAACGUGUGUAGAUUAACACAAGAAUGUAA